UCACAUUCAUCAUGAACACUACUCACACACACUACUACCUUAUCUUUACACAAUCGUGCCAAAAGUAGCUAACAAGUGAUCACUUGAGAAAGAAAAAAGGAAAAAAAAAACAAGGUGCUUUGGUGAAUUGGUGAGGUAGUAUGGGUACCAUCGGGUUCCCGGUGACGAGGACGAGCAGGUCCCUGGUGGCGCCGUCGUCGGCGACGCCGCAGGAGACGCUGCGCCUGUCGGUGAUCGACCGCGUGGCGGGGCUGCGCCACCUUGUGCGGUCGCUGCACGUGUUCGACGGCCGCAGCGGCGGCGGCGCCGGAGGCGACGAGGCGUUGCUGGCGACGCCGGCGAGGACGCUGCGGGAGGCGCUGGGGAAGGCGCUGGUGGACUACUACCCGUUUGCGGGGCGGUUCGUGACGGAGGAGGACGGCGAGGUCCGGGUGGCGUGCACGGCGGAGGGCGCGUGGUUCGUGGAGGCGUCGGCGGCGUGCUCCCUGGAGGAGGUGAAGCACCUGGACCACCCCAUGCUCAUCCCCAAGGAGGAGCUGCUGCCGGAGCCGGCGCCGGACGUCAACCCACUCGACAUGCCGCUCAUGAUGCAGGUGACGGAGUUCACGUGCGGCGGCUUCGUUGUCGGCCUCAUCUCCGUGCACACCAUCGCCGACGGCCUCGGCGCCGGGCAGUUCAUCAACGCGGUGGCGGACUACGCGCGCGGCCUCCCCAAGCCCCGCGUGGCCCCCGUCUGGGCGCGCGACAUCAUCCCGGCGCCGUCGAAGAUUGUGUCGCGGCCGCCGCGCUUCGAGCUCUUCGACCUCCGCUACUUCACCGUGGACCUCGGCCCGGACCACAUCGCCAAGGUCAAGUCCAGCUUCUUCGAGGCGACGGGGCAGCGCUGCUCCGCCUUCGACGUGUGCGUCGCCAAGACGUGGCAGUCCCGCGUCCGCGCGCUCCGGCUCGACGCCGACGACCCGUCCCGCCCAGUCCACGUCUGCUUCUUCGCCAACACCCGCCACCUCCUGCCGCCGGCGCCGGGGUUCUACGGCAACUGCUUCUACACGGUGAAGGCGACGCGUCCCUGCGGCGAGAUCGCCGCCGCCGGCGUGGUGGAGGUGGUGCGCGCGAUCCGGGACGCCAAGGCGCGGCUGGCCGCGGACUUCGCGCGGUGGGCGGGCGGAGGGUUCGAGCGCGACCCCUACGAGCUCACCUUCACCUACGACUCGCUCUUCGUCUCCGACUGGACGCGGCUCGGGUUCCUGGAGGCGGACUACGGGUGGGGCACGCCGGCGCACGUCCUGCCCUUCUCGUACCACCCCUUCAUGGCCGUCGCCGUCAUCGGAGCGCCGCCGGCGCCCAAGCCCGGAGCGCGCGUCAUGACCAUGUGCGUCACGGAGAAGCACCUGCCGGAGUUCCGGGAGCAGAUGAACGCCUUCGCCGCCGGGAACUAAACCAUGCUUACCUAUCGUCGUCGUGUAUCGCCGUUUCCUCAUCAAAGCGUGUCUACGUACGUGCAUGCAGCGAACUACUGCAAGUUUGGAAUUCGCCGGUAUUGAUCUCUCGAUCUCCAUCCCCUAGCUUGCUAUGCCUCAUCAAGAACUCAUGAAUGGAUUUGCUUGCGUGUAAUUUGUUUUUCAAAAAAUUUGCCACAGCUAGCGUUGUGAUCCGUGCUUUGUGUACGCACAUGUAUUCCUGCCCGUCUGCCAAAAAAAGAAAUGGCGGGCUAGCUCGCUUUUCUGUAUGCGCCUGUAAAUUGUAAUACGGAUCGACGAAAUAAAGAUGGAUGCAUGGUUUGUACCUGGUUA
Setaria italica (foxtail millet) is the source of this 1790-nucleotide messenger RNA. Its product is annotated as acyl transferase 4. Lineage: Eukaryota; Viridiplantae; Streptophyta; Magnoliopsida; Poales; Poaceae. The record is from RefSeq and is a predicted model, not a curated record. Bases 141 to 1436 code for a protein of 431 amino acids. The transcript is spliced from 2 exons.